This is a messenger RNA of Haliaeetus leucocephalus (bald eagle), 1163 nucleotides long. Its product is annotated as putative HERV-K_Xq28 provirus ancestral Pol protein. Gene Ontology annotation, molecular function: RNA stem-loop binding; RNA-directed DNA polymerase activity. The record is from RefSeq and is a predicted model, not a curated record. Gene Ontology annotation, biological process: RNA-templated DNA biosynthetic process. The transcript has a single exon. Lineage: Eukaryota; Metazoa; Chordata; Aves; Accipitriformes; Accipitridae.
CCCUCCUCGUGGCCAUUGGUUGUAAAUGCGGAAGGAGUGUUGGGUGUAGGUGGAGUUUCAAAUAGUUUUAUUGCAGCAAAACCUGUGCUAAUAAGCAACCCAGAGGGACAGAAAGCCACUGUGAGGCCAUAUGUCACCACUUUGCCACUUAAUUUAUGGGGUCGAGAUGUGUUGGAUCAAUGGGGGGUGCGUCUUACCAUGGAUUUUUCAUAGGGGCCACUGUGCUGCAGGGCAUGGAGCGCCUGACACUGGCACUGACCUGGUUAACAGAUAAACCAGUGUGGGUGGAUCAGUGGCCCCUCAAUCAAGAAAAACUCCUCGCCUUGAAAUCUUCAGUUGCAGAACAAUUGGCUGCAGGACAUAUUGAGACCUCUCAUAGCCCAUGGAACACACCAGUGUUUGUGAUCAAAAAGAAAUCUGGAAAAUGGAGGCUAUUACCUGAUUUACGAAAGAUUAAUGAGGUAAUAGCAACCAUGGAGGCAUUGCAGCCGGGGUUACCUUCUCCAGCUAUGAUUCCAAUGCAAUGAGAAAUUAUUAUAAUGGACUUAAUAGAUUGUUUUUUCACCAUCUCUUUAGCCACACCUGAUAUGGAGAAGUUUGCUUUCACUGUACCCUCAGUGAACAACAGUGAGCCGGCGAAAAGGUAUCAUUGGAAAGUUUUGCCUCAGGGAAUGAAAAAUUCUCUCACCAUUUGUCAGUGGUUUGUGGCAAAGGCCUUAAGUCCAGUUCGUACUGCAUUCCCAACAUGUUAUUGUUAUCAUUAUAUGGAUGACAUUUUGUUAGCUGCUCCAUCUCAACAGAUGUUAAGCGAAAUGGAAGUCACAGCACAUGAUUCACUACAGUGAUUAGGCCUAGUUAUUGCACCUGAAAAGGUAAAGUGUCAACAGCCGUGGCUGUAUUUGGGUAUGAAAAUAUUAAAUCAGAUGGUCACACCACAACCCAUUCAGUUACAAUUGGAAAUAAAAACUUUAAAUGAUAUACAAAAAUUGGCCGGAGUAAUCAAUUGGGUUCGACCCUAUUUAGGGUUACCAUCAUCGAAAUUACAGCCACUUUUGGAUUUAUUGAAGGGUGAUAGAGAUAUUGCUGCACCACGGGCAUUAACCCCUGAGGCAAAGGAAGUAAUUACAGAAGUAGAGCAAGCAAUUGUGCAUAGAUGUGUGUAG